This is a messenger RNA of Conger conger (European conger), 4829 nucleotides long. RefSeq names its product SNF related kinase a (gene snrka). Gene Ontology annotation, cellular component: cytoplasm. The record is from RefSeq and is a predicted model, not a curated record. Gene Ontology annotation, molecular function: protein serine/threonine kinase activity; tau-protein kinase activity; ATP binding. Lineage: Eukaryota; Metazoa; Chordata; Actinopteri; Anguilliformes; Congridae. Gene Ontology annotation, biological process: protein phosphorylation; intracellular signal transduction; microtubule cytoskeleton organization. The transcript has 6 exons. Bases 304 to 2589 code for a protein of 761 amino acids.
UACAGUGAGAACAGUUCAAGGGAUUGACCGCUUGGAUGCGCUGUAUAUGCUGUGAUGGUAACGCUUGUUCACACGGAAGAGAGUCCUUUCUACAAAUUUAAACGCAAUUUGUCCGGGGCAGGCAGGACCCUCAACUCCAAGGCUCUGAUUUCCACAUUAUAAACACAAAGUAAAUGAUUUCUGGACGAAGCGAGCUGUUUGAGAGCUGGCACCAUGGGCCCCAGACUGGCUGCAGACGUGCUGAAAUAAGCCAGGCCCUUCUUACCCUGUGAACUCCUCCCCGGCACCCGGGAACACCAAGGCAUGGCGGGCUUCAAGCGCGGGUACGACGGAAAAAUCGCCGGACUCUACGACCUGGACAAGACGCUGGGCCGUGGCCACUUCGCGGUGGUGAAGCUGGCCCGCCACGUCUUCACGGGGGAGAAGGUGGCGGUGAAGGUCAUCGACAAGACCAAGCUGGACACGACUGCCACGGGCCACCUCUUCCAGGAGGUGCGCUGCAUGAAGCUGGUGCAGCACCCCAACAUCGUGCGGCUGUACGAAGUCAUCGACACGCAGACCAAGCUGUACCUCAUCCUGGAGCUGGCGGACGGGGGAGACCUGUUCGACUACAUCAUGAAGCACGAGGACGGCCUGAGCGAAGAGAUGGCCAAGAAGUACUUCGCCCAGAUCGUCCACGCCAUCUCCUACUGCCACCGGCUCCACGUUGUCCACCGCGACCUCAAGCCGGAGAAUGUGGUCUUCUUCGAGAAGCAGGGCCUGGUCAAGCUCACUGACUUUGGCUUCAGCAACAAGUUCCAGCCGGGCAAGAAGCUGACCACCAGCUGCGGCUCCCUGGCCUACUCCGCCCCGGAGAUCCUACUCGGGGAUGAAUAUGACGCUCCAGCUGUGGAUAUUUGGAGCCUGGGUGUGAUCCUCUUCAUGCUGGUGUGUGGACAGCCGCCCUUUCAGGAGGCCAACGACAGCGAGACCUUGACCAUGAUCAUGGACUGCAAGUACACCGCGCCCCACCACGUCUCCGGGGCCUGCAGAGACCUGAUCGACCGCAUGCUGCAGCGUGACCCCAAGCGCCGGGCCUCCCUGGAGGAAAUAGAGAGCCACGCCUGGCUGCAGGGCGUCGACCCCUCCCCCGCCACCAAGUACAGCACCCCCCUGGUGUCCCACAGGAACCUGUCCGAGGAGGAGCACAACGGCAUCAUCCAGCGCAUGGUGCUGGGGGACAUCGCUGACCGCGAGGCCAUCAUCGAGGCCCUGGAGACGAAUAAGUACAACCACAUCACUGCCACCUACUUCCUGCUGGCUGAGCGAAUCCUGAGAGAGAAGCAGGAGAGGGAGAUCCAGACCCGGUCCUCCAGCCCCAGCAACAUGAAAGCCCAGUUCAGGCAGUCCUGGCCGACGAAGAUCGACAUGCACCAGGAGAUCGAGGACAGUCUGGCGGCCUCGUCCAUCUCUCACGGCGGGGGUCCUCAGUCCCCAGCCCGCAGCACCGAGAGCCUGCUGAACGGGCACCGGGGGAAGGGUCUGCUGGAGCUGGGGAGGAGAGAGGAGCCCUGUGAACCCCUCCUGCCCCAGGCCUGCGCCCUGCCUCCCCCCGACCCCGCACCCAGCCCGCAGCGCACCCGCCUCUUCAGGGUGGAGGAAGACGAGGAGGAAGACGACGAGCCGGCGCCGCUGCCCACGCAGGUGAUCCUGCGCCGCAAGCCCUCGGUCACCAACCGGCUGUCGUCUCGCAAGAGCGCGCCCGUCCUCAACCAGAUCUUCGAGGAGGAGGGCGAGUCGGACGACGACCUGGACGGGCCCGAGGGCCUCCCGCCCAAGCUGAGCCGGCUGAAGAACGUGGCGUCCCCGGCAACGCCGCACAAGCGCUUCCCGCACCGCACCAGCCAGACCCGCGGCUCCAGCUGCUCCAGCUCGGAGACCAGCGACGACGACUCGGAGAGCCACCGCCGCCGGCUGGACAAGGACGCCGGCUUCACCUACGGCUGGAACCGGCGGGACAGCGGCGAGGGCGGGGGCGGGGGGGGCAGCAGCGGGGGAGGGCAGAGCAAGCCUCCCGGGGACGGAGGGGCCGGGCCGGACAGGGGCAGCUCUCCCGGGGGUGGGGGCGGGGGAGGGGGAGGCGGUGGAGGAGGAGGAGGAGGAGGAGCAGGCGGCCGGGGACAGGGCAGCCCCUCCUGCUGCUCCACGCGCAGCUCCAUGCGGACGGUGGGCGGGGUGGUGGAGAGCCUGAAGCUCAUGAGCUUGUGCCUCAGCUCCCAGCUCCAGCAGCUGAGCGGGAUGAGUGGGGCGCAGGCCGGGCGCUUCUUCCUGGACCCUCGGGGGUUCCCCGGCGUGGGGGUGCCGGACGUGUCCUCCUGGAGGAUGUACGCUGGCUCCUGCGGCAGUCUGGACAUGCCCCUGCCGGACCCUCACCUGGGGCCCAGCCUGAUGGCGCUGGACCUGGCUCAGGAGAGCAGAGCUUUCCACCUGAAGCACGGCUUCCUGCAGCUCCCGCUGUGCGACAGAACCAUCUCCGUCAACAUACACCGCAACCCCCAGGACCGCCCGCUCUGCGGCCCGGCCCCGCCCACCUGCUGCCAGGUCAUCUGAGGCCCCGCCCACCUGCUGCCAGCUCAUCUGUGGCCCCGCCCACCUGCUGCCAGCUCAUCUGUGGCCCCGCCCACCUGCUGCCAGCUCAUCUGUGGCCCCGCCCACCUGCUGCCAGCUCAUCUGAGGGCCCGCCCACCUGCUGCCAGCUCAUCUCAGGCCCCGCCCACCUGCUGCCAGGUCAUCUGAGGCCCCGCCCACCUGUUGCCAGCUCAUCCGAGGCCCCGCCCACCUGCUGUCAGGUCAUCUGAGGCCCCGCCCACCCAUGUCUGUAGCACUCCUCCAGCUGCUGUGGAUGACCUCCCAAAACAUCUGUCUGCUGUCUUCUGGGUUUUAUUUUUUACGGUGACAUCUUUUCCUAUUUGUGCAAAUUUAUUUGCUUUUUAAAAAAAUUUACACCCCCCUCUCCCAUACGGCAUAGAACCCAGGUCUCAAUUAAGAGGAAUCUGUGCUAUUAGAAUAACUGAAAUGUGGACUAAAGACCAAACUUCACAUUCAUAGAGAGUUGGAGCAGUAGCUUCUGGACAAGCACUUGCAGUCGGUUCUCACCAGUCUACACCAGCUCUGAUAAUGCUGUCCAUUUCCUGUGGUGUGCAGUUUGUGUCGGGCAGGCUAGACAAUUGCAGAGAAAGGCCUUGAAAAGUGCCCUCACUGUUAAGUCUUAAACAAAAUCACCAGAAAGAAAAUUAUUCUUUUAGAAAUCUAUUUUAGUUACCUGUUAUUUUUGAACAAUGUAAUUUCAUUCUGAACGGCAGAAUGUCAUGCAAGUGCUUCUACUUUAUACUGCAUUUAGACAAUCUUUAGUUUUUAACUAUCAAAAUUAAAAUGAACAUUUUCAUAGAACUUGAAGGUUAAGACAAUUGAUAAUAUACCCACCUGCAAAUAAAGGUUUUUUUAAUAUAACUAGUGUACUUUAACUCAUUUGAGACUCCAAAACCAAAUUAAAACUCUAUCUUUGAUUCCAAACUCUCAGGCAGGGUGGAUAACUGUGAUUGAAAAAUGCUUUAUUCUUAAUUCAUGGCAGGUCCCUUUAGCAAACGUUCCUGAGAUGUAUUUUUAAAAUUAAACUGCAGUUGGAUUAAUUUCAUUGAUCCUCCAUCUAAGUCCCCACGAGUCCCCACAUUAAAUAAGCUGUUCAUGCUGUAAAUACUCCUUCCACUCUUGAUUCCUGCCUAACCAUUUGCACCUUUCAUUUUAUGUAUUUUAUAUUUUAAGUACCACGGGUCAUAGAGAUGUGUUUUAAGGAGUUUGUACAGUCUGUAGAUUUUUAAAAAGUUUUUUUUUUUUUGGUUGGGGUUUGUUUUGGGUUUUGCAGGGAUGGCUGUUCAACCCAGCUUUGGGUUUGAAUUGUGCCGUUUGGUCACUGGAUGACCCCACCCUGAAGCACGUUACUGGGUCACUGGGGAGAUUUCAGGAAUAAAGUGCUGUCUAGUGCGAAGCUGAAUCACAGUGUUGGGAUUUACUCCUGUGUUUUAGAUGAGCAGACCUGCCUCUGCUGAGCCAAUAGGGAAUAUAUUAAAAGGGCAUUGGCAAUAAGCUAUAUGUUGCAGCUAUAUGUAAAUAUAUACUAUAUAUUUUGUUUUAUAUUUUAAUUCUGUACAGCAUCAGAAUGGCACCUUGGACAUAGACAUAUUUGUAAAUAGUUGUAAAUAUGCUGCUCUGCAUUUAUGAUGACAUUGUCGACCAUUUUGUGCAUAGCUGUAAUAUAGCCUUAUGUGUUUCAAUUUAAAAACGAAAGCUGAGAUAUGAAAACGGCACUACUGCUAAUGUAAGUGUGUCUGUCUUUACCAGGAUGUAAAGAGGUGACUGACUGUGCAUGUGUCGUACGUUUUCCAUUCUGUCUACAUACAGCAGGGCUGCCCAAUCAUGUUCCUGGACAUCCACCAUCCUGUAGGGUUUCAUUCCAACCCUAGCAAGGUGCACCUCAUUCAACAGCUAGGAAUGUCAUUCAACUGCUAAUUGGUCAAAUCUGGUGUGCAAAAGAUCUGAAGGAGCAGGUUGGAAUGCAGACCUACAUGACUGUAGAUCUGAAGGAGCAGGGUUGGGCAGUCCUGACACACAGCAAGGGAUCGAUCGCUCAAAAAAUGUGUUGCUGGACCAAACAUUUAAAAUGGUUAAAGAAAAAAGAAGCGACAAAGUGACCGAAAAUCUAUACAUUUAUGCCAUUGCUGAUAUGUUCCUGAAAUGUUGCAAAUAGAUAUGGUAAGGUCCAAUAUUAAAUGUGGAAAAAACUGUCUUAUAAA